Lathyrus sativus (Indian pea) is the source of this 756-nucleotide messenger RNA. Lineage: Eukaryota; Viridiplantae; Streptophyta; Magnoliopsida; Fabales; Fabaceae. The record is from the annotation of a GenBank genome assembly.
AUGGUCGCUUCUUCUCUUCUCAUAUCUGCGAUCGUUUCUUUAUAUUACUCCUCUGAUCGCUUUCAGGUACAUCACUCAAGUAUUAACUCAAAGUCCACAAGGUUACAAAAUAGUAUACUCGAAACUUCAUUUCCAUGUGAUCCAUUAGUCUUACAGAACUGCAAUGCCCAGAGCAUUCAGCCUAUCAGCGCUACAGCAACGGAAACCCCUCUCCCUGUACAAAAAUCAAGCAGCACUGGGAAUACAAGAGUUGGAAUAAAUGGUUUUGGUAGAAUUGAAAGGUUAGUGUUACAUGUUGCUACUUCACGGGAUGAUAUUGAUGUUGUUGCCAUUAAUGAUCCUUUUAUUGAUGCUAAAUAUAUGGCAUUUAUGUUCAAGUAUGAUUCUACUCAUGGACCAUUCAAGGGAACUAUUAAGGUUUUGGAUGACACAACUUUGGAAAUUAAUGGGAAGCAGGUUAUAGUUGUGAGCAAGAGAGAUCCUGCGGAGAUCCCUUGGGAUGACUUUAGUGCAGGCUAUGUCAUAGAGUCUUCAGGAGCUUUUACAACACUAGAGAAAGCUUCAUCACAUUUGAAGGCUGGUGCCAAGAAAAUUAUAAUAUCAACUCCAUCUGCUGAUGCACCAAUGUUUGUGGUAGGAGUGAACGAGAAGACAUACAAGCCCAACAUGGACAUUGUUUCUAAUGCAAACCAGUACACUACACCAAGUCCACACCAAAACAAAACCAUAACAGAAUUCUUUUUUUUACUGCAAUGA